Messenger RNA from Dreissena polymorpha, 5104 nucleotides. RefSeq lists its product as uncharacterized. The coding region runs from base 239 to 2065 and encodes 608 amino acids. The record is from RefSeq and is a predicted model, not a curated record. Lineage: Eukaryota; Metazoa; Mollusca; Bivalvia; Myida; Dreissenidae. The transcript has 9 exons. Gene Ontology annotation, biological process: regulation of apoptotic process.
CGAAUGGAUUAAAUCUAUUUUUAGUGCUUUAUAAGACGACACACAGGUGAUUUUGAUUUUAAUAAGUUGUGGGUUUUUCCCGAUGACGGACCUCACAGGAACCUAAAAGCAAACAUAAAGUAAACAAAACAGACUUUGUGGACAAGUGGAUCGUUAAAUUUAUUUAGGAUUUAAACGCUAUAAGACUGCUGUUGUAAAGCCUAUACAGCUGGAUGUUAAACACAUUAAAAGCGCCUUUAUGGGACACGGAGGCGAUUUUAACACAAUGACAACGUCCGUUAGUAGAGCAAGUGUCACACGGCACCCUACGGUGCCGAUGUCGAGGCCAGAAUCGGUGACAUCCCCUUUGAGGAAGCUCUCAUUUUUCUCCCCCGGAUCGAGUGGGACAAACGGAACUGUACAUCACAAAACUGGGGACAAUGUCACGCAGGUUAAUACUCAUUCGCAAAUGAUCGCUGGAAAAAAACGCUCUCCAAAGGAGCUGAAGCGCCGGAACUCUUACAGACUUGCGCUUAACAGACAAUCAGCGGCAGACGAACUCGACAAAGAUGGAAACGCGCGACAUUCAAAGACAGAUCUGGAUUUAGAGACUUCUAAAUGCAGUGACGUCACCAUUUCACGUGGUGACUGCAGGAAAAAAUACAACACCCUCCCGAUCAAGCCGGGGUCUCUUUCUAAUGAUCCAGUGGUAGCGAAUUCGAGUGACGUUCUUUCAGAAAAAUUAGACAAUAAAAGUAGGACAUUCAACCGAAACUGGUCUCAAAAGUCCGGGUCCUAUCCUUCUCCGGAUACUGACGAGGACCGAGGGUUAAUGGCGUCUCCAAGAAAAAAGAAAUCUAGAUUUAGGCGAUUCAAAGAACGGCUGAUAGAAAGUUUUAGACGAGAUCGUGAUCACGUAAAUGACUUUGAAAAAUCUCAAAAUGGUGCCCCUCAUAUAAUUCACAAAGGUCAUACUCAUAAAGUAAAGCCGAGUCAUCCGGUCGCCAGCUCGGCCUAUAAUACCCCGGAUGAUGAAAAUGCAGUAGCUUACGUUGGACAUGGAGACAAUCGUGCUCGGCUGAGUAAUGCUGCACCGGAGAUGGAAAUUUCUUCUGGCGGACCGAGUGGCGACAGCGGCGCUAAAGGCGACAAGAGUCCUAGCCUUUUCAAAAGAUUUCGAAAUAGCUUCAGAACUUCGAAAAAAAAACCGAAUGUGCAGCAAGAUAUAAAGUUUGUUCUGACAGAGAUACAGGAGGUAUGCCCGGCAACACCGUCAACAGAAGUGAUACCAGAAAGCACGCAUCCGUCCCUUGAAGAUCUACCACAAAAAGAUGAUAUCACAGACCUUUUCCAGGAAAUCAUUGAGUGUGUGCCAACUCGAAAACCUGACCGUUCAAAGUUACGUUUAGAAGGUUUAGUGACAGCUAAACCAGUCAGCUUUGAUUUAUCACCCGAUGUUGAAACUGACGGCGGUCGGGGCCAUGACGUCACAGAUGGACCAACAUUACCGACGAUCGGGUUGGACGAAGAUGUAGAGGACGAAUCAGACGGCGGAAUCGCCGAUCAAAAAGACAAUCAGCGUGCUUGCAAUGACAUCGCAGACAGGCUAAAAGCCAUCGGUGAUUAUAUUGUGAACAAGAAAUUGUCCGAGUCAGAAUCAGAAGCGGGCAGCUUCCGAACCAGGCGACGACCUUCAAGUUUGGAGUUGGACAUUAUCAGACAACUGCGAGAGGUUGCCGACACUCAUCCUGUCUUCAAAUCCGAACGGGCCCAGCCAAGUGUCCAAUUACUGCCGCUUAUUGCACCGGCCAUAAAAAGCCUCCUUAAGGCGCCAACGUACGAGGAGUUCAAGCAGGCUGUGAGCCGGGAACUGGCCGACACUGUCGGAUGGGAGCAGGUGGCGUGGUACACUUACCUUGUCCAGACGUCCAUGCUGGCGGUCAAGGGGGGAAUCUCGGCUGGUCAGUCCUUGAAGAACUAUGCCACCCGAUAUUUCCGCUCAAACAUUCGGCCGUGGAUACUGGAUAGGCCAAACGGAUGGGAAUCCAUAUACGAAGAGACGGAUGUUGAUACAGAACUUGACUAGAAAGCAUGCUGCUGAACCCCGAAUACAGCCAAGGACUUAAGGCAACGGUAUUAUUUGGAAAGAUCUCUCUGUGCAUGAUCUAGGCAUAAUAAAGAAAUAAAUGUGCUACGUGUGCCAACCUGACAGUCAGUUGUAUUUGACAUUUGGCAGAAACAGAGAAUAAGGCAAUGCAAUUGUGCGUUUGGCGUUCACAAACCUCACGGGAAUCAGCAUGAAUCAUACUAUCAACUUUGAACAUGAAGUGGUAUGACAUGGUAUUAUAUGGUACAUAAACGCUUGGCCACACUCCAUAGGCAAUGAUUUGGAACCGGGUACACAUGAUUCAGUGAGAAUGCUUGUGCAAGAGCGUAUUUGUAUGUUUAAAUAGUAUAUUUUGUUACGGAUUUAUCAUGAUUCAGUGCAACAGCAUUACAUGGUGUAAAGGACUGUAGGUAGAAACUUCGCGGCAAUGCUUUUGUACAGGCAAUAACAGGUUGAAAUAAUGCGCAAAGGUCCAAAAUACAGUAACAUUUUUACUUACGAUAAUUGUCAACAUACAUUUAGGUCAAGUGACGGCAAUCAUUUAUUUUGCAUUACAUAUCGGGUAAGACAAGGGAUUUUUGUCCCUGUUAAUGCUACGGGUAUACUGCAUUAAUAAUUUCUAUUUUUAUAUUUUGAGUUAUCGUGAUCACCUGAUAGUGCUAUAUAAUUGACAUUCUCAUAAAUGUGUCAUCAAAAAGUGGAAAUACCGCUUCAGCUUUAAGUAAACAGUUAGGUAAUGCAAAUACACAUGCAGUAUAUAAUGUAAUGAAAUCAAACAGCCUGCACAAACGGAAGGUACGUUAUCGAAUGAGAUCACAUAUUAAUGUACGAGUACAUAGCAAAUAGACCACAUCGGUAUCCAUUCACACCGAUGUAAAAUUCUUAUCCAAGGAAAUCGAGACUUUUAACAAUAACAUUUUUUUGUUUCGUUUGCUGACGCAUCUUACAUAUGAUUCAAUGUCAUACGGUUUGAGACAAGGAAGAUUGUGGUUUUCAAAUAUUCACCUUACUUUUAUAUCUAUAUUUAGAUUUAAACAAAUCAAACCUUUAAUCAAAUCUUGCAUAAAACAUGUGCGCACUUAAAUGACGUGGACACCUAUGGUAGAAAAAAAACUAUAGACAAUCUCAAUUAAGUGCACGUGACUAUCUUUGAUCAAUGUCCUUAUCAAAUCCAUGUAUACCUUAACGAAACUGCAUUAAGUGCAAGUCAGUGAGAUCAGAGUCUUUGUUCAAACUUAUAUAGAAACCGCAGUGACCAGUUUGUUGCCUAUUUAAUAGGAAUGGCUGAAAUCGUUCAUACACCCCAGGCACAUCAGUGCUUAGUUAUUGAUUAGAGGUUACAUUCUUUGUUCCUGUUUAUGAUGACACACAAUUACAAAUAUUCAGUCUGAACUUUUUUAUGUUUGAAAAACGAUAUUUACAUUGAUGAUACAGCCACUAGACAGGUAGAUGAGUGUUUAAUUAUUGAUUGCAGGCAUUAUUUAUAACAUGAUGAUGUUAUCAGGGUCUUCACCUGUGAGUAGUAUUAUUACAUGCUGACAUCAUGCUGUUUAGACAGACUUCACUUGCUUCGGCCAGUAUAUCGGUUAAGAUAUUAUGUAUGAUUCAACUGUGUUUGUUUGUUAUUAAUAAUUGAAUUAUGAAAGUAAAUGUUUGCAACAAGCAUGUUUAUAAAUAAACUAAAUAUGAUAUUAAGGCCAAAAAGAAACCUAGUAGUUUUAUCACUUUUAUUCGGAAUUAAUGUACUUGUCAGAUAGUUGAUGUCAUAAUAAUGUCACCUUGUGCUCUUGUUUUGACAUUUAAACACGUAUAGUAAGCGAAUUCAUUGAAUCUUGAUAAAUGUUCUUUGCCAGUCAUACUUUAAUCUUUUAAACUUCCUGUUUCGUUUUUAUGAAGAUUUUGAGAAAGGAAAUGUUCGGCCUCCCGUAUAUUAAAUAACAUGUGCAUUACACAAUCAUUUACGACGGUAGGUUUUAUCGUUCUAGAUUGUCUUAGUCGUUCGUAUUAUGCAUUAGAGUUUGACGCAUAAUUAUAAUGCAUAUUAUACAUGAUAGCAAUACGAUUCCCAUUCAUGACACACUAUCUUAUAUUCGAUUUCAUGUGCUAAUAUGCCCAAAAGGCUGAGUUAUGUUUUAGCAUUAGCUAAUAUUUAUUAUAAACCACUUUACUGGCAUUUACAGGUAUGCCAGUCUAAGGCCUUAAAAAGGAAACUCGUUUUAUUUACAAGAUCUUUCAAUGUUUAUCUUUGCUUUAUAUCUUCAUACAGUGUAUGUAAUUGCACUCUAAUCAUUGUUACUGUUAACUGUUCUAGAGGAUAAGGGUUGCGUAGCUUUAACUAUCGUUUAUUAAUAACUUAUCCGGUGGACAUUUUUUCUGAGUUUUUGUUAUAUAAUUGGCUAGAUACAGCAGAACUUGUAUUUGACUCUCGCUAUGGGAAAACAGGGCUUAAUGCACGUGCGUUAAGUGUCGUAACAGAUCAGCCUGUGAAGUCCGCACAUGAUAAUAAGGAUUGACACUUUCAGCUUUUAUGUGAUUUUUUGUUUAAAGGAAGUCUCUGCUUAACAAAAAACAGUAUAGGCCGAAAGGGUCGUCUCUGAUAAGCCUGUGCGGACUGCACAGCCUAAUCUGGGACGACACUUUAAAGACAUACAUUAAGCCUGUUUUUUCCAAGGACGACUUCGACUUAUAGAUCUGUAUGAAUGUGAUAGGGAUCAUUCACCAUUGAUUACACUGGUCAACUACUUCAAAAUGCGUUUUUGUUACUAAUAGUGCCUUGAGCUUUUCUUCAUUAAAUGGAUGUUGAUAUGAAAAUGAAAAUUAUGCAAACAUUUAUCAUGUCUUCAAAUUUAUUAAUUCCUGGAACAGUUUUCAGAUGUACUAUUGUAUGAUCUCAUUUAUAAUAUAUUGCUCAUCAACUGUGUUAACCUAAGAGUUUGAUAAUACUUUUGUUAAUUUUAUGUUCAUGUUAUUGUGUUCAUUUCAAACUAUAAUUAUAUUUGUAUUUCUUGCUGUUCAAUA